AUGAAAAACCAAUUGGAUAUAAUCUCACAAAGAAUUGGGAAAACUAAUAAAAGUAUAGAUUUAAGAUUGGACUUGUCGAGAGCUGAAGAUUGUAACGCUUUAGAUCUCAAUAACUUACCUGAUGAUCCUUCAAGAGAUUUUUUCCCAUUCUUCGAAGAAGGCUCUUCUUCCUCUUCUUCUUCUGGAGGGUUUGGAGUGUUUGGAGAGAAGCAAAGCAAAGAUGGAAAAGAAUAUGAAUGUAGAUUUUGUUCACUCAAGUUCUUCAAAUCUCAAGCUCUCGGUGGCCACAUGAACCGCCACCGCCAAGGCAAGAACCCCUUCUUCUAUAGAAUAUGUCUAUAUACAUGUAGAGGGAGACGGAGUCACUUAACAAAGCUCGUGAACUUGUUCUUCGCAACGAUACCUUUCCUCCUCAUCAAGGACCUCCCUCGUUUAGUUACCAUCAAGGAGAUGUGCAUAGAGGAGACCUGA
Eruca vesicaria subsp. sativa (arugula) is the source of this 471-nucleotide messenger RNA. NCBI's taxonomy places the organism in Eukaryota, Viridiplantae, Streptophyta, Magnoliopsida, Brassicales, Brassicaceae. The record is from the annotation of a GenBank genome assembly.